CAGUGGGGACUCCGACAGCUCCUGUUCUGCCCUCUCCCUCAGGUAGUGGGUGCAGCCAGCGGGAUUUACGCCCAUGAUUCAGACUCACACAGCAGGAAGAGUUACAUCACCAGAGGGCAAACACUCUCUCUGCCGUUAGGUAGGGAGAAAAAACACAAAACCCCACCUGCCUGUCUUAACCCUCUUCUACACUCACCUCACCUGGGUUACUUACAGAGGACACUUUCUCAACCAACAAACCUGACAGGGUCUCUACUGAUAAGGAUUAUAAGACUCAGUUGAACAAGCCCCAUCAUGUCAGGAGAAACAGUGUCACGGUCUACAGGUAUCAGCCCUAGCCUGGCUUCCUGAUAGAGACAGACGUGUGGGUGUGGGAUACAGAUGCCCUGUGUACACAGCAGUACAGAGCAUUUUUUCUAAGAUGGUAGACUGCAUUUAGGCUUAAUCUCAGAAGUGAACCAAAGGACAUCAACAGGACCAGGUAAGAUGCCACUGAAGACGUCUCUGUGCCGUAAGCCAGCCUCGGCCCGCUGGUCUAGGACCCAGAAGCGCAGGGAGGUGCUCUCUGUCAACAUGAUCAGCCUCCCAUUGGCCGACUUCUGCCACGUUGCCCACAUCGGGAACAAUGCCAGCAGUGACAGCUUUGGGGACCUGUCCUUUCUGAAGGGGGGCCACAGCCUGAUACUGCACAGCUCUCAGAGCGAACAUAACCUCUUCCUGGCCUGCUACCCUCCACCUAAACCCCCACGACUUAACCUGGGUGAGGCCGAGGCCCUAAAGAUCCCAGAGUGGACCAGGGCCCACUUGAGCCACAGCGCCUCCGAGAGGAAGAAGGAGUACAGCUCCUUGCCCAUGCUGGACAGUGAGGAGGGCGAGGGGUCGAUCGAGGCCAGUGUUAGCCCCAGCCACGGGGUCAUGGUCAGUAGCUACAGUCCUGGCCAAGGCAGUCUGAGCUCUGGCAGGGAUGGAGAUUCCACUCAGACCUGCCAUGAGGACACACUGCAGCUGGAUGAGGUGGACAACAGCUUCUCCUUCAGCCUGGACCUGGGCCCCUCCAUCCUGGACGACGUGCUGCAGGUCAUGGACAGGCUCCAUUAGAGGAACAGCCAGACAAACAUGGGUCCUCAGCAAGAGACUUCACUGACAUAAUUAUAUGUGACUGGCAUUAGAACACUCAAAACUGUCCUAGGAUAUGAACAGCUGACAUUAAAAAAAAAACUCUUGACUGAAAGAAACAAUGUCAGAACAUUUGAAACACCAUGGGGAUAUAAUCUCAAUCUUUGGAUUAGCUGACUGUGGCUAAAUUAUAUCAGAUGCAAUGGACUCAAAAAGUAAUGGAUGAGAUGUGGACAGAACUGUAACUACAAAGAGAUCCUCCUCCAUUUCAUGUGAGGUAAUCUAACACAGUGGUUCCCAACCUGGGGUAUGUAGUGCUUUCAGAAAGUAUUCAGACCCCUUGACUCUUCCCACAUUUUGUUACGUUACAGCCUUAUUCUAACAUGGAUUAAAUCGUGUUCCCCCUUCAAUUUACACACAAUACCCCACAAUACCCCAACACACAAUGCCUUUUACUGUGGCCAGCUCUGUCUUGGUGGUUCCAAACUUCUUCCAUUUAAGAAUGAUGGAGGCCACUGUGUUCUUGGGGACCUUCAAAGCUGCAGAAUUUUUGUUGUAGCCUU
This is a messenger RNA of Salvelinus namaycush (lake trout), 1679 nucleotides long. Its product is annotated as cdc42 effector protein 3-like. Lineage: Eukaryota; Metazoa; Chordata; Actinopteri; Salmoniformes; Salmonidae. The record is from RefSeq and is a predicted model, not a curated record. Bases 487 to 1098 code for a protein of 203 amino acids. The transcript is spliced from 3 exons.